AUGUUUUGGUCUAAUAGGCCCGAUGUCUAUAAUUAGCCUCGUUAAUUCGAGGGAAAUUUUAAGAGUGAGAGAACAUUAUUAGAGUUAGAAUAAUUCCCAAGUAACUUCAUAAAGACAUCAAGGUAUGAGAUAAUCUAAGAGUUAUGUAGAUAUAAUAUAGUAAGUUUCUUGCCAAAAUCGUUACUUUUGUAGUUUACACGAUAUGCUAACAUUUAUUUCUUAUGCAUAGCUAUAAUACAGUGUAUUCCAGUAUUAUCAACUUUGAAUCCAUUCAGUGCAAUAGCUCCUUUAGUAUUUGUGUUAGGAUUAUCAAUGGGUAGAGAAGGUAAGAAUAAAAAUAAUAUGAAAGGUUGGGAGGAUUAUGGAAGACAUGUAUCUGAUAAUGAAGUAAAUGCAACAGAAUGUGUGAUAAUGAAGUCUCGAGUAAUGACAAUGUAAAUAAAAAAAUUAAGAUUAUAUAGAUCUACAUGGGCUGAACUAGCAGUAGGAGAUUUUAUAUUAGUGAAAAAGGAUGAGAGUUUUCCUGCUGAUUUAAUAGUUUUGGGAAGUUCUAUAGAGAGUGGUGCAUGUUAUAUUGAAACUUCUUCAUUAGAUGGAGAAAAGAAUCUGAAACCGAAGAGUGCAAUUUUAGAGACUUAACAACUAUAUAGUGAUAAGGAUAAUUAUACAGAUUAGAUAAUAAGAGUGGAUGCAUAAGCUCCUACUUAAAAUCUUUAUGAAUUGGAUGCAUCUAUAUAUUUGAAUACAGGAAAUGGUUAAUAAAAGAAAUUUUAAUUAACAGCAAAACAGUUAUUACUCAGAGGUGCAUAUCUUAGAAAUACUGAAUGGGUGAUUGGAUUAGUAGUUUAUACAGGUUAGGAUACUAAAAUAAUGAGGAAUGCUGAUGCUGCAAGAAUAAAAUCAAGUGAAAUUGAAAGAAUUAUGAAUAUUUUGAUUUUGGGAAUAUUGGUAGUUCAAAUCUCAUUAUCAAUAAUUACAGCAUCUUUCUCAUCUGCAUGGUUACAUAAAUAUGGUAGUGAUAGUUGGUAUUUGGGUUAUGAUGAUGAUUUCUCUCCUAAUUUACUAAGCUUUUAUUCAUUUUUCAGUUAUAUUUUAUUAUAUAAUACAAUGAUCCCUAUAUCAUUGAUAGUUAGUUUAGAAUUUGUAAAAGUAUUUUAAGCAUACUUUAUUGAAUAAGAUGAAGAAAUGUAUGUUUAAUAAAGAGAUAAAUAUGUUAAAGUGUAAACCACAACAAUAAAUGAAGAACUUGGUUAAGUAGAGUAUGUAUUUUCUGACAAAACUGGAACUCUAACUUGUAAUUAGAUGGAAUUUAAGUAUUGUAUAAUAGGAAACACAUUAUAUGGAUAGGAACAAAAACAUAUAAACAUUCCUAUAUAAAAUACAGAUUUAAAAAGAUAAUAAACUGCUAAAGUACAUCCUGCAACUGAAGUGUUUUAACAUUCUGUAUUUAAUUUCCAAGAUCUUGAAUUAAGUGCAAUUCUUAAAGGAGAAGGGUCAUCUGGAGAAUUACCAGUCAAUUUAAUUAUUUAGUCAUUAGAUGGUAAACAAUAAAUCAAAAUUUAAAAAUAGAGAAAUUUAAUUGAAGAAUAUUUUUUCUUAUUAUCAUCUGCUCAUGAAUGUAUUAUACAAUAUGAUAAAAAUUAAAAUGCUUCCUAUUAAGGACCAUCACCAGAUGAAAUUACUUUGGUUGAUGCAGCAGCUAGAAUGGGUUUUUAAUUUACUGGUGCUUCUGCUAGUGAAUAAAAGUUUACAAUUUUGGGAAAAGAUAAAAAAGUUAAAUUAUUAAAAUCUUUUGAAUUUGAUUCAACACGUAAGAGAAUGAGUGUUAUUAUUGAUGAUAAUGGAGUUAUUAAAUUAUUUAUUAAAGGAGCAGAUAAUAUUAUAAAGGGAAGAUUAGCACCAAAUUAAAUAUUUCUUAAUCAAAUUAUAAACUAUUUGGAUGAUUUUAGCAAAAUUGGUUUAAGAUGUUUAUUAAUGGCUAUAAGAAUAUUAUCAAAUGAUGAAUAUAGAGAAUUUGAUAAUGCUUACAAUAAUUUACCAGACAAUGAGACAAGAGCAGAAGAACUAGGUAUACAAAAUAUAUUGAAAGCUAGAAAAAUUAACAAGCAAUUUAGAACAAAAUUUAACUCUAGUUGGAGCAUCUGCUGUUGAAGAUAAGUUAUAAUCAUUGGUUCCAGAGACAAUAGCUGAUUUGUUAAGAGCAAAUAUAAAAGUUUGGAUGUUGACUGGUGAUAAGUUUGAAACAGCAGAAAACAUUGCUAGAAGUUGUCGUUUAAUUUAAGGUGAUUUUACUGUAAUGAGAUUGUCUGAAUCAACUGUUGAAGCUUGUAAAAAAAAGAUUGGAGAUAUUUAAGAAACAUAUGAAGAAUGUUUAAAAAUGAAUAGAAAAAAAGUAUUUAAGUGCAUUCUUACCUUUAGUCAAUCGUUGUAGAAGGAUAAUCCCUAUAAUUUAUAAUUGAUAAUGAGGAUUUAGCCUAAGCAUUUGUGAGUAUGGCUAAAGAUUGUGAAAGUAUUGUUUGUUGUAGAGUAACUCCAAAAUAGAAAGCUGAUGUUGUAAGAUUAAUUAAAGACAGACUCAAUAAAAUUACAUUAGCAAUUGGAGAUGGUGCAAAUGAUGUUAAUAUGAUUUAAGCUGCUCAUAUAGGAGUAGGAUUAUAUGGUAAUGAAGGAAUGAGGGCUGUAUAAAGUAGUGAUUUUGCUUUAGGGGAAUUUAGAUGUCUUUGGAGAUUGUUAUUGGUUCAUGGACAUUGGAAUUAUAUUCGAAUUGCAGAAAUGGUUUUAUACUUCUUUUAUAAAAAUAUGAUAUUUACUGUUCCAUAAUUUUUCUUUUCAUAUUUUUGUGCAUUCUCUGGAUAAUCAUUUUUUGAUGACUGGUACAUCACAUUCUAUAAUUUAAUAUUCACAGCACUUCCACUUAUAGUAAGAGGUACUUUUGAUUAAGACAUCAAUUACAGAUAAUAUGUUUAAUUUGAUGAAAGGCAAGAAGUAGCUUCUGUUUAAUAGAAAUUUGAAGAAUAUCUUAAAACUAAAUUUCCAACACUUUAUUAUGUUGGAUAGAACAAAAGUAUUUUUACUAUACCAAAUUAUAUGUUUUGGGCAUUUACUGGUUUAGUACAUGGUAUGAUAAUCUUCUUUUUCAUACUUUGGAUAUAAGAUUUUGAGAUUGUAGAAGACAAUGGAUUUCCUGGAGGAUUAGCAGCAUUUUCAUUAACUGCUUAUUCAAGCAUUAUUUUAGUAUAUAAAUUUUAUUAAUCAUUAAGAUUGCAGACGUGAAAAUAGCUAUCCAUACCAAAUAUUGGACUUGGUUUAAUUUUGUGUGCAUAACAUUCCUAUCUGUUUUACUUUAUAUCAUAUAUGUCAUUAUAUCAUAAUUUUGGUCAGGUACUUUGAUGGAAUUCACUCCAUUUACUAUGGUUGGAACUCCUCAUUUUUGGUUGUCAAUAAUACUUAUAGGAGGUAUCAUAGGUGGAUUAGAGGCUAUAUUGGCUUAAAUAUAUAGAGAAUUUUUUACUGAUUCUGCCACUGAAUUAUUAAUUAAAGCGAAUGAUUUUGGAAAAAAUCAGUUGAAACUCAUUGAAUUAAAAGAAAAGAUUUAAAGAUAAUUUUAGGAUUCUUUUUGGGAACCUAUAUAUAAAUAAUAAUAAUAAUAAGACUAAGAAAUAGAAUAAUAAUAAAAUGAAGUAAUUAAAUUUAGCUAAUCUUAGCAUGCUGAAUGA
Messenger RNA from Paramecium primaurelia, 3716 nucleotides. The record is from the annotation of a GenBank genome assembly. Lineage: Eukaryota; Ciliophora; Oligohymenophorea; Peniculida; Parameciidae.